GGCACCGCCCAUAGGCCGCUUUCCCUGUCCGGCCCCUCUGGGGCCCGCUCGGUCUGCACUGGAUUCUCUGCCUCCGCCCCCAACUGCCCCUUUCCGGUCCCACCCACACUCGACUUUCCUCGUCUGGAACUCUGGCGCCUCCAGGGCCCGCACCGGGCUCUCUGCCUCCGCCGCCAACUGCCCCUUACGGACCAACCCACAGUGUGCUUUCCUCUUGCCGCUCACUUUGGCCGAACUCCGAUGCCGCUGCCUCCGGAGAUCAUACAGACGCCAUCAUGACUCUCCGCUCCCAGAAACCUCUGCACCCGCGGCCAAAAAAAAAAAAAAAAAGCCCAAGACCCGGAAGCAAACCCCAAGCUCUUCAGCCGCCCCGCGGACACAAGGACCAAUUAGCGGAGACCAAGAUUCCUUCAUUCCGGUACUGCGUGAACGGAGAGCCCCGGGUAGCCGACAUCAAGUCCCCGGCUAGCGAGAGAGCAUAGAAAAGGAUUACACCAAACUGUUUAAAUCCAACGGCUCCUGCUUCCUUUCUCCUGAGCUAGACCCAACAAGCCUAGAGAGUUGGGCUACGGAAAGUAGUAUUUGCAUUUAAUUGGAUAUGAAGAAAGAACAAAUAUGUACGGGGGCAACCACGAUCUUUAUAAAGGUUUUGUUUUCAAUACCACCCUGAAGACACUACAUUUGAGAUAUCUGUCCAAGACUGGGUAAUUCAAUAUACCUCAAGAGGACAGAGCCAAAGGUCAACUGAGGAACAUCAUAGACUUGCAGGCUCAGCCAUUAGUCCUGAUCAAAGCUUCUGUCCAGACUGGAUUCCCCUGGAGAAGCAGCAGGCCUGAGCAGUACCAUCAGCUCAUUGUAUUAAAGUCCACUGGGCAUUCCUUCUGACUCACAGAUCUUCAAACCGUUUUUGAAAAAGUAACAUUUUCCAGCAUCCUCACAUAUCCAGAAUAUACAGAAAAACUUGGCAGUUUGUUUAUUAAUGGAAGCUAUGAAGCCCAGUUGUGCUCAGAACCCAAGUUGUAGCAUAAUGAUAUUUCAUCCAACCAAAGAAGAGUUUACUGAUUUUGAUAAAUAUAUUGCUUACAUAGAAUCGCAAGGGGCCCACCGAGCAGGCUUGGCUAAGAUAGUUCCACCCAAGGAGUGGAAAGCCAGACAGACCUACGACGAUAUCAAUGACAUCUUAAUAACCGCUCCGCUCCAGCAGGUGGUCUCUGGGAGGGCAGGUGUGUUUACUCAAUACCACAGAAAGAAGAAAGCCAUGACCGUGGCAGAGUACCGCCACUUAGCAAAUACUGAAAAAUACCAGACUCCAUUCUACUCCGAUUUUGAAGAAUUGGAGCGAAAAUAUUGGAAAACCCGCCUCUAUGAGUCCCCAAUAUACGGCGCAGACAUCAGUGGCUCUUUAUUUGAUGAAAACACGAAGCAGUGGAACCUGGGACACCUGGGGACCAUCCAGGACCUGCUGGAGCAGGAGUGCGGGGUGGUCAUCGAGGGCGUCAACACCCCCUACCUGUACUUCGGCAUGUGGAAGACCGCCUUCGCCUGGCACACGGAGGACAUGGACCUUUACAGCAUCAACUUCCUGCACUUCGGGGAGCCCAAGACCUGGUACGCGGUGCCGCCCGAGCACGGCCGGCGCCUGGAACGCCUGGCCGGCGCGCUCUUCCCGGACAGCUCGAGGGGCUGCGAGGCCUUCCUGCGCCACAAGGCGGCGCUCAUCUCGCCCACGGUGCUCCGGGACAACGGCAUCCCCUUCGGUCGGAUCACGCAGGAGGCGGGCGAGUUCAUGGUGACCUUCCCCUACGGCUACCACUCGGGCUUCAACCACGGCUUCAACUGCGCCGAGGCCAUCAAUUUCGCCACCCCGCGCUGGAUCGAUUAUGGCAAAGUGGCCUCGCAGUGCAGCUGCGGCAAGGCGCAGGUGGCCUUCUCCAUGGACGCCUUCGUGCGCAUCCUGCAGCCCGAGCGCUAUGAGCUGUGGAAGCGCGGGCAGGACCGGGCAGUGGUGAACCACGCCGAGCCCGCGGCGCCGGGCGGCCAGGAGCUGAGAGCCUGGAAGGAGGUGCAAACGCUGGGCCCCAAGUACUUCCCGCCUCGCCGCACCACCCGCCUGCGUCAGCCCGUGUCCUCAAGCGAGGGCACCGACCCCAGAGCCCCUGUGCGGGCCGUGUCCCUGCGCCCCUUGCCUGCCCGGGGUUCCUGCUCGGCCUCCCAGUUUGACUCUGUCGCCAGCAGCAGCUCACGGAAGCCCAGCCAGACCUCUCCGCUGUCGCCAGGUCCGUCGGUGGCCUUGUGCCUCCACCCAAUUGGCAGAUGUGGUUCUCGUCGUCGCCCUCAGGAAAAAGGCACUCAAGAGCUGACUGCCCCUAUCGGAGCUAAGAGGGGCCUCGCCUUAGACCGCAAGGCUCAGAACCCCAAGGCUCAACCCCUGUCUGCAGAGGGACGGAUGGACAAUCCUGCCCCAACGAGCCCUGGACUCUAGCCUCCUGCUAAGGCCUCCAGAACCUGGAAUCUUCAGACACUGCUAACUCCUGUGUCACCAGCUGAAGCUUCAUCCACUGGACACUCUAGUGACCCUGUGAACUAGGUCCUGCUGAGGUCACCAGAGCCGAUCUACCUCAGAUCCCAUCCCGUGGGCCAACUCUGGAUACUGCAUAGCUUCUGAAGAAUCCUGGGUUUUGAGUACUCUACAACUUUUCUCCUUUUCUUCUUCCUACUUCCUUUUCACCCAUCCCUUGGUUCUGCCACACAAAGCUCUUUUGACCAAUUAGGUCAGCAGAGGCUCAGAUAAUAAUAUAUAAUAUUUCUGAGUCUUUAAUGUAUUGAAAAAGUGUUAUUUUCCAGUGUUUGUUUGCAACUAUAUUAAAGGCAACCAGAAAGUUAACAUCUGA
This is a messenger RNA of Bubalus bubalis (water buffalo), 2891 nucleotides long. RefSeq names its product lysine demethylase 4D (gene KDM4D). Gene Ontology annotation, molecular function: histone H3K9 demethylase activity. The coding region runs from base 980 to 2482 and encodes 500 amino acids. Gene Ontology annotation, cellular component: nucleus. Gene Ontology annotation, biological process: chromatin remodeling. The record is from RefSeq and is a predicted model, not a curated record. The transcript is spliced from 4 exons. Lineage: Eukaryota; Metazoa; Chordata; Mammalia; Artiodactyla; Bovidae.